This is a messenger RNA of Naumovozyma dairenensis CBS 421, 2574 nucleotides long. RefSeq names its product tRNase Z (gene TRZ1). Gene Ontology annotation, cellular component: mitochondrion. Gene Ontology annotation, molecular function: 3'-tRNA processing endoribonuclease activity. The transcript has a single exon. The coding region runs from base 1 to 2574 and encodes 857 amino acids. NCBI's taxonomy places the organism in Eukaryota, Fungi, Ascomycota, Saccharomycetes, Saccharomycetales, Saccharomycetaceae. The record is from RefSeq and is a predicted model, not a curated record. Gene Ontology annotation, biological process: mitochondrial tRNA 3'-end processing.
AUGUUCACACUCUUACCAAUCACCCAUCCAACUGCGGAUACAAAACAUCCUUUGUUGUUGUUGCAAUCAGAUCAUGGGGAAAGAUAUUUUUUUGGCAAAAUUCCAGAAGGGGCGCAACGUGUACUCACAGAGAACAGAAUAAGAAUAUCAAAAUUAGAAAAUAUUUUCAUCACAGGUGAAUUGAACUGGCCAUGUUUAGGAGGUCUACCAGGUAUGAUCCUUACAAUUGCUGAUAAAGGGAAGACAAAUCUUUGCUUGAAUUAUGGGAGUAGUUUAGUGGAUUAUAUCGUGUCUACUUGGAGAUAUUUCGUUUUUAGAUUUGGUAUCAAUUUGAAAACCAAUAUAUUGACAAAUGGCCAAUCUUAUAAGGAUAAGUUUAUUACUGUUAAGUCAAUUGUCUUAUCUCCUACUACUAUUUCAGCCCCUACCAAUACUGAAGAAGUAUUUUCAGCGAAGGAAAGAACGAUGUUACAAUCAAUAAUUUCAAACAUGUUUCCUAAGUUAGGUCCGGUCACCAGAUACGAUCCCUCCUCUGAUCCUCAUCUAAAUGUAGAAUUGCCCAAUAAAAACUUCAAAGACGUGCGAGAAACACUAACUUCCACUACAUCAUAUGAACUUUCUUUCAACCCUGUAAGAGGUAAAUUUAAAGUAGAAGAAGCGAUUAAGUUAGGUGUUCCAAAAGGUCCCCUCUUUGCGAAGUUAACUAAAGGUGAAACAAUAUCUUUGGAAAAUGGAACAAUUGUUACAGCAGAUCAAGUUCUAGAAAAGGAGCGUCAAUUUGCUAAGAUAUUAAUCUUAGAUAUUCCACAUAACGAUUACCUUCCAUCUUUCAAGGACUGUUUUGACGGUUACGAUCAAACAGAUUUAGGCGCAAUUUACUAUUUCCUUGGCGAAGACGUCACAAUUGACUCUAAGCUUAUUUCGUUUAUAGAGACAUUCAACCAAAACAACAAUAUACAACAUUUUGUCUCCCAUUCUAAAGUAUCACGUAAUAACUUAACUUUCUUGGGAUCAACUCUAACAACCAUGAAAUUAAAAGCCUUACAAAUUAAUAACUAUAACCUACCAAGAAGUGAUUCACUUAUAUCAAAAGAAUUUUACGAAUGUUUUGAUAAAAAUAUACCAGACGGAGUGUCAAUGGUUCAAUCAGAAGAAGAUCCUGUUUCUGCAAAGUCAAUUCCAUCUGAUAAUGUUCAUAUUUAUUGUCAAAAUAAAUCAUUGGUUAUUCAACCGUAUACUAAAGGUGAACAAGAUCCGGAAAAUCCUUUAAAUUGUCAAGUUCGAGAUGAUUCCCAGAAAAUUUUGAAUUUUUCAUAUAAGCAAUCAUUCGAUAAGCAUAUUAAGAAUUUAAACUUCCCUGCUACAGCAACUUAUGAAAAUGUAAUUGAAAAUCAAAUAAAUGUCAAUAAUUUCAAUAAUACACCAGAAAAGUCUACACAUGUAGAAGCAAUAACAUUAGGAACAGGAAGUGCAUUACCAUCCAAAUACAGAAAUGUCAUUUCAACUCUAUUAAAGAUCCCUUACGUCAACAACAAUCUUGAGAUUACAAACAGAUGUGUUCUCUUUGAUGCAGGUGAAAACACAAUCGGUACUUUGAGUAGAAUGUUUUCACAAUUGGAAUUACAAACUAUUUUCAAAGAUUUGAAAUUAAUUUACUUGAGUCAUUUACAUGCCGAUCAUCACCUAGGUAUCAUUAGUAUAUUAAGAGAAUGGUAUAAAUAUAAUAAAUCAGACCCUGAUGCCAAGAUUUAUUUAGUAACACCAUGGCAAUACAAUAAAUUUGUUAAUGAAUGGCUCCUAUUCGAAAAUGAUGAGAUUUUAUCAAGGAUUAACUAUAUUAGUAACGAGCAUUUGGUAAACGAUUCAUUUGUUAGGAUGGAAACUAAAACACUAACCAUUAAUGAAUUUGAUAAUCUAAAAGCUACGAAGAAUAAAGCGGAAAAAGCACAAUCUGUAUCUCCAAACCAUUCACCAAAAAGAAGAAAAUUAGAAUUAGAUAAAACAAGCUCUUAUAGAAAUCUACAGAUGAUUAAGCAGAUGUAUCAAGAAUUACGUAUUAAGUCAUUCCAAACUUGUAGAGCUAAACAUUGUGAUUGGGCAUAUUCUAAUUCCAUCACAUUUUUUAUGAAUUCAAGCUCUCCUAACGAUUCAUAUUCCAAAACCUUUAAAGUUUCUUAUUCUGGUGAUACGAGACCAAAUAUUGAGAAAUUCUCAAAAGGUGUAGGUUAUAAUUCCGAUUUAUUGAUACACGAAGCUACUUUAGAUAAUGAAUUGAUUGAAGACGCUAUUAAAAAGAGACAUUGUACGAUUAAUGAAGCUAUUGAGGUAUCUAACGAAAUGAAUGCAAGGAAGUUAAUACUUACGCACUUUUCACAAAGAUAUCCUAAACUUCCACAAAUGGGCAAUAACAUAAAGGUUCAAGCUAAAGAAUAUUGUUUUGCGUUUGAUGGAAUGAUUGUCGAUUAUGAAACGCUCGGUGAUCAAGAGGCAGUCUUCCCAUUACUGAACAAAGCUUUCAUUGAAGAAAAGGAACAAGAAGACAAUAAGAGUGAAACCGACCUUGACACUAUGUAA